This is a messenger RNA of Diatraea saccharalis (sugarcane borer), 1206 nucleotides long. NCBI's taxonomy places the organism in Eukaryota, Metazoa, Arthropoda, Insecta, Lepidoptera, Crambidae. The record is from the annotation of a GenBank genome assembly.
UAUCGAUAUCUAUUUGACAAGCCUAUACGGACACAAACCAAGAAGAAGAUACCUAUACGGUAUAGAUCCGCUCCAAAAAAUUACUACUAUUUAUUUAUUUGAAUACCUUAAAUAAGUGCAAUAAUAUAUUUAUUCAAUAAAAAUGUCUACUAUUAAUUAUACAACUCGUACUGAAGGACAAACUAAGAUAAAUACGAUCAUAUGGACUGUUCCAAACUUUAUUAAUUUAUUAGAAAACAAAAGUACUAGAGAAUUUCGCACAGAAAAGUCUAAAGAUUCCGGUGUCGACUUAAUAGAAUCUGGAUUUCAACUGAAAAUGCAAUUCUUAGGACGAGACAAUGACAUUAUUGAAAUAUAUUAUUUGUCUCCAUCACCAGUGUUCUUGAAGUCAAUACUUACCAUAUGCCUAAAGCGUUUUGAAGAGAGGUCUAUAAUUAUUAAAGAGUAUCACACUGUUCAAGCCAAUAAAUGGCAGUUUUUGGCAACAUUAUUCAAACGCGAUAUAGCUAGUUACGAUGCCCGCGAAAUAUUUCUUCUUAGUGAUGGUAGUUUACGCUUAAAAUUUCAGUUCAUGAUAACAAACGAUAUAAAAGUAGACCGAUCUCAUAUACCUGAAGUUCAGCUUAGUAACGAUUUUGAAAAUCUGCUUAAUAAUGGUCUGUUCUCAGAUGUAGUUAUGAAAUCUGCUGAGGGGAUGGAAUAUAAAGUACACAAAGCAGUACUAGCUAGUAGGAGUGCAGUUUUGAAAGCUCAUUUCGAGCAUAACACAACUGAAUGUUUUACUAACAUUGUGGAAUCACCCUUAGAAUCAGAAGUUUUAAGGGAAGUGUUGACAUUUAUUUACAGUGAUAAAGCACCUAGAGUAGAUGAGAUACCAGAGAAACUAUUAGCGGCCGCUGAUUAUUAUCAGUUGAGCCGCUUAAAGAGCCUCUGUGAAGAAGCAUUACACAAAAAAUUGACUGUAGAAAAUGCUAUUGAGACUCUUCAGUUGGCAGAUUUGCAUUCAGCAAAAACAUUAAAGUUAUUGACUUUGGAAUUUAUAAAAGAUGGACAAGCAAAACUGAUUAUCAAAACUGAAGGGUGGGCUAAAGUAAAGUCUGUGGAAUUAAUCAAAAGAAUUUAUGAAUAUAUCAUGGCGGAUGAUGCUGAUGCUGAUUUAAAAUAAGUGAGGCACAUAGCAUAACAACAUAAUAAAAAAGAAUUCUC